This is a messenger RNA of Phalaenopsis equestris, 1077 nucleotides long. RefSeq names its product subtilisin-like protease SBT1.7. The transcript has 4 exons. Gene Ontology annotation, molecular function: serine-type endopeptidase activity. NCBI's taxonomy places the organism in Eukaryota, Viridiplantae, Streptophyta, Magnoliopsida, Asparagales, Orchidaceae. The coding region runs from base 1 to 1077 and encodes 358 amino acids. Gene Ontology annotation, biological process: proteolysis. The record is from RefSeq and is a predicted model, not a curated record.
AUGCCCCCCGCUCCCCUGAAGCGGAGUGGCAAAUGCUAUUGGGGGAAUGCACGUACUUGCAACAACAAGCUCCUCAGAGCCGUUGCAUUUCGUUACGGAGUUUACUCUAACCCAUACGACAAUGAUGGCCAUGGCACCCACGUUGCUAGCAUAGCGACUGGGAAUUUCGUCAAUCAUGCCGUUGUGAUCGGGCAGGCUGCCGAGACAACUUCCGGCAUGGCCUCACUUGCUCAUCUCACUAUUUAUAAAGUCAUGUUUCUCGGUCGAUCGAGCCACUCUGUGACUACUGAUGCAGAUGCCUAUGUUGGUAUAAAGCAAGCCAUUGGUGACCAUGUUGAUGUUCUUCAAAUGUCGCUUGGGGCGACCAAGCUUGAGUUGUUUAAUAGUGCAGUUGCUAUUGUUUUGUUUUCAACUAUAGAAAAAAGGAUUGUUCCGUGUGCUUCCAUGGGCAACAAUGGGCCAACACCAAGCAUAUUAGCUAAUGACGUGCCAUGGAUACUAACUAUUGGUGCUAGUAGUGUCGAGGAUGAUGAGCGUGGCCGUAAUGUGUUGGCUUUCGGUGCCAAAGCCAUGAUUUUGUUAAAUCAUGCGAUUGCAGGAGAGACUACUAACGCUUACGGACAUGUGCUCCCUGCCUCACACCUUAAAAACAUCGGCACCAAGGCCAUAACCAAGUACUAUUGCAACACAACAAAUCCGACAGCAGCCAUAAACCCUUUUUCGUUUAGCUGCGGUUUUGGCCUUGUAGUGGCUCGGUUUUGGCCUUGUGGUGGCUGCGGUUUUGGCCUUGUAGUGGCUCGGUUUUGGCCUUGUGGUGGCUCGGGAUUCUUGUAUGAUGGCUUGUACGUCCAUGACUACUUCGCAUGUGCUGGUAUCGUGGCACUGUUAAGAAAUAAGUACCCGAACUGGUCUCUGGCGGCAAUCAAAUCUGUAAUUAUGAUGACCACAUAUACGUUAGACCACAAACGGAAUCCAAUCACCGACGAAUUCAAAGGUACUUCAGCUACUACAUACAAGCAAGGAGCAGGCCAUAUAGACCCAGAAGCAGCCACGAAUACUGGGAUUAUAUAUGAGUGA